AUGGAAUACCUCAAUACACUUGAGCCGUCAGGAAUGCCCCUGCAUAAGUUAGAACUGAAAGGUGCAGUUAUUAUGUUGUUGCGUAAUCUUGACGUCGUAAAUGGUCUGUGCGAUGGGACCCGCUUGGAAGUUGAAACACUAGGAAGGUUUGUUCUUGGUUGUCGAUUCAUUUGCGGUGAUCACAAAAAUCAGUUGGCGAUAAUUCUAAGGAUAGACAAUUACUGGAACAGUCAUAUACUGUUUCACUUAAGAAGGCGGCAAUUUCCCGUUCACGUUGCCUUUACAAUAACAAUUAAUAAAUCUCAGGGACUGUCGUUCAUUAGAGUAGGUGUCUAUCUUCCUGAGAAUGUUUUCAGCAUGGGCAGUUAUAUGAUGCCUUCUCUCGGGUCUGAACACGCAGGCCUCAAAGCGAACACUCCCGUAAAAACAGUGAAAAAUAUUGUUUACGAGGAGGUUUUACGUUAG
Messenger RNA from Strongylus vulgaris, 465 nucleotides. Lineage: Eukaryota; Metazoa; Nematoda; Chromadorea; Rhabditida; Strongylidae. The record is from the annotation of a GenBank genome assembly.